This is a messenger RNA of Rhincodon typus (whale shark), 665 nucleotides long. RefSeq names its product centlein-like. Gene Ontology annotation, cellular component: centrosome; centriole. The record is from RefSeq and is a predicted model, not a curated record. Gene Ontology annotation, biological process: protein localization to organelle; centriole-centriole cohesion. Bases 264 to 665 code for a protein of 133 amino acids. NCBI's taxonomy places the organism in Eukaryota, Metazoa, Chordata, Chondrichthyes, Orectolobiformes, Rhincodontidae. The transcript has 5 exons.
UCCCAUAACCUUGAUGUAUGUUCCCAGUGAAAGAAACAACUUGGGCCAACAAUCAUUCUCCAAGAAUUCAAGAGCUGUCAACUUUGCCACUGUGGCUGAACAUGAGUUAACGAGUAAACAACUGGCCUCAGAUUUAUCAUCUAACACCUCCAAGACUCGUGACAUUUUUUUUUCAAACAGUGUAACCUGUUCUUCCUGACCUGUCUGUGAAACGUUCCAGAUCUCUAUCUCCAAGGAGCUGUACUGGAGAAACAGAAGAAUUGAUGAAAGUAAACAAAACAGAACAAAAGAUUGAGACCCUUGAGAAACUUUUAAAAAUGAAGGACAAAGAGAAUGAGGAAUUGAGGAGAGCUCAUGAUCAGCGACUGGAGCGUCUACGAGCUUUACAAAGCAACUACAGAAUGCUUAAGGGCCAACUAAAGAACCUGGAAGUGGAACAAAUCAAAAAUAAAAAUGGCAAAAUCAAAAUACAGCGUGCUGAGCCCUGGCAGUUGCGGCAGGAAGACUGUGAUGGUGUAUGGAAUGAACUAGCAUACUUCAAACAGGAACACAAAAAGCUAUUGACUGAAAAAACUCUCAUGUUCGUUGUUGCUUGUAUUUAUUUAGGCAUGUUCUCGAGAAAAGAAAACGCAAAGAAAUCAAUGGCUGAGAACAGUGAAAACUGA